Parasteatoda tepidariorum (common house spider) is the source of this 570-nucleotide messenger RNA. The record is from RefSeq and is a predicted model, not a curated record. Lineage: Eukaryota; Metazoa; Arthropoda; Arachnida; Araneae; Theridiidae.
AUGCUGGUUAAUAAGAGUCAUAUGAGCGAUCAACAGCUUCGUGCCAUUGCUCUAUCUGCUAUUGAAAACAAAUAUCCUAGAGAUACAUGGUUAUAUAUCUAUACAGAUGGAUCACUGAUUAACGAUGAAGGCGGAGCGAGACCCGGAGUGAGUUGUGAUCUUUUUUCGUGCUAUUCACCAGUUGGGGCUCAUUCUACCCAUUACGAUGGUGAAAUUGAGACUAUUUAUAUCGCUUUAAAGCAGCUGGCAAUCCGCCGUUCAUCAUUCUGUAGAUCGGUUAUUUUAUUAGACUCCACGUAUGCUCUGCAAUCUUUUACAAAUAGACAGUAUACCCGUAAUACCAGUAUUCUGGAGAGCAGAAAGCUGGUAAUUUCGAUCUCUCUUUCCUUCCAUUGGAUACCAACCCACAGUUGGAUUCCUGGAAACAAGGCUGCCGACUUUUUAGUCAAAAAGGGGGCAGGAGCCCUCCAGAGACCUUUGAAAAGCCUCUCUUUUCAUUCAGUCAAACUCCUGGUAAAAGGAAGAUAUAACACCAGGAUAAAGCAGAAAGCAUAUUGGAAGGCUAAAUAG